Trichoderma harzianum CBS 226.95 is the source of this 948-nucleotide messenger RNA. RefSeq lists its product as hypothetical. NCBI's taxonomy places the organism in Eukaryota, Fungi, Ascomycota, Sordariomycetes, Hypocreales, Hypocreaceae. The record is from RefSeq and is a predicted model, not a curated record. The coding region runs from base 1 to 948 and encodes 315 amino acids. The transcript is spliced from 2 exons.
AUGGCCGAACUCCAGCGACGGCACCAAAACUCGCCCCUUUCGACGACAAAUAUCACGCCCGCCCUACCGCCCUCAUCAUCAUCGUCAUCUUCUUCUUCUUCUUCUCGAACAAUUACUCCUCCUGGGAAUGCCCGUCCACCUCAUCGCGUCUCUUCCUCUGGGACAGUACAAGUCGUUUCUCCCGUGGCGACUUCGGUCACGGCUGUAUCUCAGACUGAAAGUUCUGUUUGGUCGCCGGCCUCCAGACCAUCUCGUAUUUACGGUAUUAAUUCUGAGAUUGGUUCUUCGACAAGUAUUGCUGGGCAUAAUCAGUAUGGUCAAGGUCAGCAGCAGUGGCAGAAUCAGCCUUAUGUGAUGGAUUCAUCAACUGUUGAUUUGCCACGACAUGGACAGGACGAACGAGAUUGUUUGUUGGACUACACGACUAGGGGGGGAGAUGAAGUGAAGAUGCGAAGAGCUGUUCUUCAUACUGUGAUGCAUGGAGUUGUCUUGGCGCUGCAGAGCGGCGUUUCGUUGGGCGUGUUGACAUUUCUUGUAUGGAUGUCUUUGUGGAAAGACGAUGAAGGAGGUUUGAAUGGAAUUCCUGGUGGAAUGCUAAACAACGUGCCGUCUCUGGCAACAACGUUUGUCCUUAUCCUCUCAUCCAUUACACUUAUCGUUCAUGAGAUUUAUAUUCUUUCUUCGGUUGUGCUACUUUACCUCCAGGCGGCAAUUCUUGCACUGACUACCGUGUCCGCAACAGCCAUGUGGAUGAAUUGCGUAGGGGAAGACGAUGCAAUGGUGAAGUGUGUAUGGAUAAGCUGCAGUGUCUUCUUUUUGGGAACUUCUGGACUUGCAUUUCUGAGAGCAGUUGUCAUCUGGAAGGUUACGGGUUUGGAUGAAUCUGAAGGGCUUGGACAGAUAAGGGUUGAUGGGGAGAUACAGGGGGAGAAUUAUGCAACGUUUUAG